AUUCAGUUGUCAAUGUCAAAUGAAAAUAUAUUAAGUUUUGGCAACACUGGACCAAUUCUUUCAUUUCCAAAAACUAAACAACGUUCGGAAUGGCUGACGCGCCAUCAACAGCACCUAAGGCGAAAGCGCCUAAGACAAAGGCUCCUAAGGAAAAGGCGGCGAAGGCUGCACCGGCAGCACCUGCCGAGCCCCCGAAGGUGGUACGCAAAGUAUCAUCCAAACCUCGUCACGGCAGACUGUACGCGAAGGCUGUGUUCACAGGUUACAAGCGAGGUCUACGUAACCAACACGAAAACACUGCUCUUCUCAAGGUUGAAGGUGCACGAGACCGCACCGAUGCGAUAUUCUACGCUGGCAAGCAAUGCGUAUUUGUAUACAGAGCUAAGAAGAGGACACCCAUCGCUGGUGGCCCCAAGGGUAAGAAGACUAAGCUACGCGCAAUCUGGGGCAAGGUGACGCGCCCACAUGGAAACUCCGGCAGUGUCCGUGCUCGCUUCAAGUCCAACUUGCCUGCACACGCCAUGGGGCACAGGAUACGAGUGAUGCUGUAUCCAUCCAGGAUCUAAGAACCUGACCAGUAAUAUAAGUCUAAAUAAAAACCCAAAAAAAUUCAA
This is a messenger RNA of Achroia grisella, 614 nucleotides long. RefSeq names its product large ribosomal subunit protein eL33 (gene RpL35A). Gene Ontology annotation, cellular component: cytosolic large ribosomal subunit; ribosome. Lineage: Eukaryota; Metazoa; Arthropoda; Insecta; Lepidoptera; Pyralidae. Gene Ontology annotation, biological process: ribosomal large subunit biogenesis; cytoplasmic translation. The transcript is spliced from 4 exons. The coding region runs from base 90 to 566 and encodes 158 amino acids. Gene Ontology annotation, molecular function: structural constituent of ribosome. The record is from RefSeq and is a predicted model, not a curated record.